AUGAAGUGGCUGUUUUGGAAUAUAAGGGGAGUAAAUAAGAAGUAUAAGCAGAAGGAACUGAGAAAUUAUAUAAAACCUAAACAUAUUACUUUAGCUGGAAUAAUAGAAACUAAAGUCAAGGAGCAUAAUGCAACAAAUGUGGCUACUAAUGUGGUAACUAACUGGGGAUUUCUGAAUAAUUACAGGAGUGCAGUAAAUGGAAGAGUUUGGCUAUUAUGGUAUAGUAGACUAUAUACUGUGAAUAAAUUGAAAGAAGAGGCUCAGUUACUUCAUUGUCAAGUCAAUACAAUAGCAUCAAAGAAGACUUGUGUUAUAACUGUAAUCUAUGGUUAUAAUACAUGUGAGGAAAGGAAAAGGGUAUGGGAAACGCUUAAAACUCUGGCCCAAGGAAUAAAUAUGCCAUGGUUAGUUGUUGGAGAUUUUAAUGCUGUGUUAUAUCCUCAAGACAGGCUCAAUGGGAAUCCAGUACAAUAUGGUGAGAUUAAAGACUUCAAUGAUUGCAUUCAUGACCUCCUACUUAAUGAGGUGAGAUGGACAGGGGACUACUAUACCUGGAGUAACAAACAGCAAAGCAGGGAAAGAAUCUAUAGCAGACUAGAUAGGGCAUUUGGCAACCAUGAAUGGAUGAUGGAGUGGGGGCACUUAGUGAUGGAAUAUGAUGUUCCAUUAAUUUCAGACCAUAAUCCAAUGGUGUUUGAGUUACAGACAAAUCAGAGAGACAUAAAAAUACCAUUCCGAUUCUUCAACACUUGGGCAGAUCAUAGCAAGUUUCAACAUAUAGUGAAGCAAACAUGGCAACAAAAGCUGUCAAGAUGGAAGAUGCAAGAUGUAUGGAUGAAGUUGAAGGCAUUAAAACCAUUAUUCAAGCAAUUGAAUAAUGAGGAGUUCAGAAACAUAACACAGAGGAUANAGGAAAUUCAGGAGAGAUUGUAA
This is a messenger RNA of Nicotiana attenuata, 933 nucleotides long. RefSeq lists its product as uncharacterized. The record is from RefSeq and is a predicted model, not a curated record. Gene Ontology annotation, molecular function: catalytic activity. NCBI's taxonomy places the organism in Eukaryota, Viridiplantae, Streptophyta, Magnoliopsida, Solanales, Solanaceae. Bases 1 to 933 code for a protein of 310 amino acids. The transcript has a single exon.